AUGAAAUCAGAUGAAGAGAAAUCAAAAGAAUUAAAAGAUAGUAGUAAAGAGAUAUUAAAUGGCGAAAAAGAACAAAAAAUGGAAGUUGAUGAACCAAAAAAAGAUGCCACAGCAUCUGAUUCAACAACUGCAGAUUUAGAAAAUAAAAAAGAGAGUAGUGGGAGUGAUGAUACAGCAACAACAGAUGUAAAAAAAGAUGAUAGUAAACAAGAAAAUCAAACAAACGAUAACAACACCUCUGUUAAUGGUAAAGAUGAAAAAGAAAAAACCGAUGAAAAAGGUGAAUCUAAAGAAGAAAAGAAAGAAACAGAAAAAAAAGUAGAGGAGAAAAAAGAUGAAACUAAUGUUGAGGAAAAACCAAAACAACAAAUUGAGGAAAAAGUUGAAGAAAAAAAAGAUGAGAAAAAAGAACAAGAUAAAAAGGAAAAAGAGGAUGAGGUAAUGAAAGACCAACAAGAUAAAGAUAAAGAAGUAGAAAAAGAAAAAGAAGUAGAGAAAGAAAAAGAAAAAGAAAAAGAAAAAGAAAAAGAAAAAGAAAAAGAAAAAGAAAAAGAAAAAGAAAAAGAAAAAGAAAAGGAAAAAGAAAAAGAAAAAGAAGUAGAAAAAGAAAUAGAAACAAAACAAGUCGAAAAGGAAAUAGGAGAGGUAGAAAAGGAAACAAAAAAAGUAGAAAAUGAAACAAAAGAGGUAGAAAAGGAAAAAGAAAAGGAAAUGGAUAAAGAAAAAGAAAAGGAAGAAAAGUCAGAAGAAAAACCUCAAGAAAAACCUCAAGAUAAACCUCAAGAAAAGCCUGAAGAAAAAUUAGAAGAAAAAGAUAACAAAAACUUUGAAAAUGUAGAUAAAGAAAAGAAACAAGAAGAAAAUGUAAAAAAUAUUAAUGGUAAAGAAGAAUUAAGUAAAGAAUCAUCACCACCAAUAAUAGAUAGUAGUGAUAAUAAUAAUAAUAAUGAAAAAGAAAAUAAAAAUGUAGAUAGUAAUAAUAGUAGUAAUAAUAAUAAUAAUAAUAAUAAUAAUAAUAAUAAUAAUAAUAAUAAUAAUAAUAAUAAUAAUAAUAAUGGUAAUGACAAUGAUAAAAAUAAAAAACUUGAAAAUAUAAUAAAUGAUGAUAAAGAGGAGAUGGUUAUAGAUGAAUCAGUAUCAACAAAAACUGAUACUAAUAAUAAUAAUAACAAUAAUAACAAUAAUAAUAAUACAAAUGGUACACAAGAAAAAGGAAGGGAUUCACCAAUUAAUAUAGAAUCAAAUAGUAAUAUAGAUUUAAAGAAUAAAGAAAAAACAGCUCCAUCUCCUUCAACGCCUCCAAAUAAUUCGAAUACAACUACCAACAAUAAUAAUAAUAAUAAUAAUAAUAAUAAUAAAGAAAAACAAAAUGGAGGAGAAUCAUAUGAAGAAGUUGAUAAAUCAAAGAUUGAAGAAGAAUUAGAGAAAAAGAGACAGACAAUGUCAGAUAAUAUAGUGGUAACAUCACCGAAAAAUGUAGGAUCAAAUGGUGUAACUAAUAGUGUAACCGAUGAUGACGAUGAUAUGGAAGAAGAGUAUGAAUCUGUUUUCGCAAAAGAUAGGAAUCAAGAGGUUUCAAUCGCAAAGAGUAGUUAUAGUGCAAACAAAGAAGCUGAUUUAGAAACAAAGAAACGUUUAGAGUGUUUGGGAAAUAUGGAAAAAUUAGAAAAAGAGUUUACCGAUUUAAAAGAAAAAUUCUUUAAUGAUAAAUUAACUCAAUUAAAAAAAGAAAUUGACGAGAUAAAAUUAGGUGAACAUAUUAGUUUUCAAGAAAGAAUAAGAGAAUUAGAGAAUAAAAAAGAUAAAAAAUUAAUGAUCGCAGAGAAUUGGAAAAAUUAUCAAAUUCAAAGUAUUAUGAAUAUGUAUGAAGCCGAAAGACAACAAUACGAAGAUGAACAUCAAGAAGAGGCAACUCAUCUCAGAGAGAAAAUGGUUACUACCCUAUCAGAGAGACAAAAGAGAAUUUCAGAAGAAAAAGAAUCAAUGAGAAUGGUCGACAAUGAAUCAAGAAUAACAACAAGAACAAGAAGAAGAACUCAACAACCAAACACUCAACAACAACCUGUAUCUGUAAAGAAAAAACAAAAUCCGCCAUCCAUUGUUUAUAGUCUUAAAGAAAAUGAGAUUAUGGAAGAUUACAAUCUUAUUUUUAAAACUAGACGUUAA
Molecule: messenger RNA, 2166 nt
Organism: Dictyostelium discoideum AX4
Lineage: Eukaryota; Evosea; Eumycetozoa; Dictyosteliales; Dictyosteliaceae
Exons: 3
Coding region: 1-2166 (721 amino acids)
Cellular component (GO): nucleoplasm; nucleus
Source: RefSeq, a predicted model, not a curated record